This is a messenger RNA of Macadamia integrifolia, 886 nucleotides long. Its product is annotated as high-affinity nitrate transporter 3.2-like. Gene Ontology annotation, molecular function: nitrate transmembrane transporter activity. The record is from RefSeq and is a predicted model, not a curated record. NCBI's taxonomy places the organism in Eukaryota, Viridiplantae, Streptophyta, Magnoliopsida, Proteales, Proteaceae. Gene Ontology annotation, biological process: nitrate transmembrane transport; response to nitrate. The coding region runs from base 86 to 703 and encodes 205 amino acids. The transcript is spliced from 2 exons. Gene Ontology annotation, cellular component: plasma membrane.
GCCCUUUACCUUUCCCUCUAUAAAAUCUCUCUCAUCAAAAUCGCCUCCUCAGUCCUCAGGCUUCUUCCCUCCAAACAAACUAGCGAUGGCCUCUCGUCUUCACAUCGCUUCUCUCCUUCUCUUCUGCUUGGUAGAGAACUGCUAUGGUGCUGUGCUCUUCUCCUCGCUCAAGCGAACUCUGGUGGUCACCGCUUCACCAAAAGCAGGAGAAGUGUUGAAAGCAGGAGAAGAACAAAUCACAGUGAACUGGGGACUCAACCAGAGCUUCCCAGCUAGUACCGACUCAGCGUACAAAACCGUGAAGGUAAAGCUAUGUUACGCGCCCCUCAGCCAGGAAGAUCGUUCGUGGAGGAAGACCAACAACGAUCUGAGCAAAGAUAAGACCUGCCAACACUCGAUCGUGUCGAAACCUUACGAUUCUUCGACGAACAAUGUGAAACAGAGCUUCGAUUGGAUCAUCGAAAGAGACGUUCCCACUGCAACUUACUUCGUGAGGGCUUACGCUUACAAUUCCGACGGCGACGAGGUGGGUUAUGGUCAGACCACAGACGCAAAGAAGACAACUAACCUGUUUGAAAUCCAAGGAAUUAGCGGCCGUCAUGCGUCACUUGACAUCGCCGCUGCUUGCUUCUCUGCUUUCUCCUUGGUGUCUCUGCUUGGAUUUUUCUAUUUGGAGAAGAAGAAAGCGAAGAUGUCUGUGUAGGAGUAGAAACGUUUGAUUUGUUUUUUCUCUUUGAUUUAUCAGUAUUAAGGAGGGACACAAUAAUUAUUGUAUACAAGAUGUGUUGGUUGAUGGCAAGGUGAGUUAAAGAGUUAAGACCAUAUAAAUCUGUUAUUGUAAUUGCCAUAUUGGAUUUUUAGAUAAUUAUGUUAUGUUUGUCUUGAA